AUGACCGAUUGCAAUCCUACAGCCACACCUUUCCUAUCCAGGGUGAAGCUUGAAGAUGGCAAGGACACACCCUUGGUUGAUUGUAUACACUACCAUCAGCUUAUGGGAAAUCUUCUUUAUCUCACUCACUCUCAUCCAGAUCUAUCAUACGUAGUGGGGCUUGCCUCUGAAUACAUGCAAGAGCCGCAUGAGCUACAUUGGAAAGUUGUGAAGCGUAUCCUUAGAUAUGUUCAAGGAACCAUCAGCUAUGGGAUUCAUUAUUCAGUAGGAUGUACUUUGGAUCUCAUUGUCUACACUGAUUCCGAUUGGGCUUGUGAUAACAUUGAUCACAAUUCCACUUCAGGAUAUAUUCUAAGUUUGGGAUUUGGCCCCAUUUGUUGGUCAAGUAAGAAGCAAUCUACCAUUGCCUUAUCAUCUGCAAAGGCCGAAUAUAGAGGUGCAGUCAAUGUUACCAUUCAAGCUAUUUGGUUGCAGAACUUCCUCACUGAGCUUGGUAUACAUUUACAUCGUUCGACUGUCAUUUGGUGUGACAAUAAAAGUACACAGAAGUUUUGCAGAGAUCCUAUACAAUGA
Cryptomeria japonica (Japanese cedar) is the source of this 573-nucleotide messenger RNA. RefSeq names its product secreted RxLR effector protein 161-like. The record is from RefSeq and is a predicted model, not a curated record. Bases 1 to 573 code for a protein of 190 amino acids. Lineage: Eukaryota; Viridiplantae; Streptophyta; Pinopsida; Cupressales; Cupressaceae. The transcript has a single exon.